Lolium rigidum is the source of this 2124-nucleotide messenger RNA. Its product is annotated as FRIGIDA-like protein 4a. The coding region runs from base 1 to 1878 and encodes 625 amino acids. The record is from RefSeq and is a predicted model, not a curated record. The transcript has 4 exons. Lineage: Eukaryota; Viridiplantae; Streptophyta; Magnoliopsida; Poales; Poaceae.
AUGUGCUUCCUUUUCUUUUUGUUUGAUGCAAAUGUUGUGUCCAGACAUUGCAGAGAUUCUGAAGAAGUUAUUGGCAUUGAGAUUCUGAGGACAGAGCAUCACGGUAAAUGCCAACUAUUAUACAGCAAGUACACCAGAAAGCAUGGUAAAAGUAGAUGUACCACAGUAUCAGAAUUCAGAAAUGACCUACUGGAGGCCGCCAUCGCCGCCCUCUCCGCGAAGAAGCAGCGCCUCCAGGACUCCUUCGACCGCCUCGCCGCCAGCGCCCCCAUUCCCAUCCCCUUCACCUGGGACGACAUCAACGCCCACAUCUCCUCUCUCCAGUCCUCCAUCGCCGUCCGCUUCCUCAAGCUCCAGGCCGCGGCCCCAACCACCACGGAGGAGGAGGACCCCGUCGAGCAUCGGGGGAACGAGGACCGAAAGCCCUACCUCGAGCACUACACGAGGGGCAAUGAAGAGGAGGGGGAGCGGGCCAACGGGGCGCCUUCGGGCCUCAAUGCCGAGGAGGAGGAGCACGGGAGGGUAGAGGGGGCAAUCAAGGCGUCUCAUGGCCUUGAACUGGAGAAGGAUGAUGAUGAUGAGGAGGAGGAGGAGGAGAACGAGAAUUCCAAGGAGACCGCAACGGCGUCGUCAGCUCACCGAAGCAAUGGGGAAUUUGCAGGCGGUGUGAGGCAGGAUCUUGUGGCGGCGUGCGUAAACAUGGACACCUCGAUGCUGGUGGACAUGUUGUACCGGCGCAACAUGCCAUUCUCACGCGCCCGGAGCCAAUUCCUGCCGGCACUGCUGGGCGCCGCGGAGCCCCACGCCCUCGUCGUUGGUGCCGUCAGGGACUUCUUGGUCAGAACCGAGCCCAAGAACAACGCGCACUGGGAUAACUGUGGUUCGCUUCUCCACUGUGCCCGAGAGCUUACCGACGAGCCGUCCGCUGGAACGCUGGAGCAGGCCAAUCGGCUGGCAGAGGACUGGAAGGAGAUGAUUGGGAAGCCUCAAAGUAGCAGGGACCUUGGCCGGCUGGCCAUAUGGGGCCUUUUGCGAUUUCUUGUCUUAUACAACAUUGCCUUGGAAUUCGAUGCAUCUGAGAUCAUCCAUCACCUUGGCUGCCUCCCGGCCAAGAAAAAGCGGCACUGCAUCGACCUCUGCAAUCAUCUUGGACUAAUUCAUACCAUGACUGACUCAGUCAAUCAUCUGAUUCAGAAUGGACAACAACUUGAUGCUAUCAGACUUGCAUGCGUUUUGAAUUUGACCGAUAAAUAUCCUCCACUUUCCAUGAUGAAUGAAUAUGUUGACAAGGCUAAGAAGACUGCUCAAGAGAUACUAAGCAUGGAAAGUGAUUCACCGGAGUCUCUGAAUCAGGCCAUGACAAAGCAGGUUAAUGCUCUAAUAUUGUCAUGGAGGGCAGUUGAUGAGUACAAUAUCGAGUCUGUCCACCGCAAUAGCAUCAAGGCAGAAAUUACCCGGUUAUUACAUGAAUAUGCACACAAGAGGCAAAGUUUAUCAGAUGCUUCUUCGCCUGGUUUGAAUGAAGAGCAGCAAGAGCAGUGUCAGCAGGAGCUGCAAGUGCUGGAAGAGCAGCUCCGAGAGAAGCAGCAAACCAAGGCACAAGAGCUGCAGCCAAAAUGGAGUGGGCAAGAGUCAGGGGAGAAGGGGCAAAACAAGAAGCGCAAGAGAAACAAUUACCGGCAGAAGAUGCAUCAUAGAUUUCAUAAGCAGCCUAGGUUAUCUCAUGCUGGUUCAUUUGCCCAUUCUGCAUACAAUGCAGGGUCAGGAUUUGGUCAUCAGGGCGGCCAACGAUUUCCAGGAGUUCGAGGCGGGGCAAUUCGAUAUGGUGGUCCCUAUUAUCGCGUAGCACCUGAUGACGCGACCUAUCGACCUAACUGAAGAUAUACGAAAUUGAAAGAGAGAGAAUCUUGCAGUUCUGAUUCGUGUUGCCUGGCUCUUGUUAGUGGACGGAACUGCUACUUAUGCAUACAGCCGAUGCACAGUUUAUGACCUCUAACUUCACCGUACUGUACCGAAAUCUGAAUGACAUUUCCUGAUUGCCACCUGCAUGACAUCUAUCAUCAUUUUUCAUUUCGACAUUUAAGCUUCCUUAAUCUUAGUAUGGCCAAUAAGAUUCACAUUAUU